Aspergillus terreus NIH2624 is the source of this 501-nucleotide messenger RNA. RefSeq names its product YbhB/YbcL family Raf kinase inhibitor-like protein. Gene Ontology annotation, molecular function: phospholipid binding; peptidase inhibitor activity. Gene Ontology annotation, biological process: regulation of Ras protein signal transduction; regulation of proteolysis. The transcript has 3 exons. Bases 1 to 501 code for a protein of 166 amino acids. The record is from RefSeq and is a predicted model, not a curated record. Lineage: Eukaryota; Fungi; Ascomycota; Eurotiomycetes; Eurotiales; Aspergillaceae.
AUGCCGGCGAAUAACAGCGUCAAGAAAGCUCUCUCCCUAAUCAAGCAGGACUCGUCAAAAGUCCUCGGUCUACAAGUUGGCAGCCAUACAAGCGUUGAACCGGGCCAGUACAUUGGCAGGGCAGAUGCGCAAUCCCCCCCUCAACUCUCCUUCCGCGGUCUCUCCCCAAGCAGCACUUACAUGGUUGUUGGCCUCGAUAUUGACGCCCCCUUCCCUUCCUUCGGCGUCUUAGGCCCAAUCCUCCACUGGAUCCAGUCAGGUCUCCAACCGACUCCGUCCGAGACUGAUCCAAGCACCUAUACGUUAACUGCCACGGUACCAUUUGUCGCCAACUACAUCGGACCCGCGCCUCCCCCUGGGAGCUCACCGCACCGGUACAUUUUCAUCUUAUACGAGGAGCCACCGGCGUUCAAGGUGGAGAAGUAUGCGCCGCCUAACGGGCAGAAACUGGGCAAUAUGCAUCGGAUGAGUAUCAGCCAGGCCAGCUACGACAAGAGUUAA